UUUUCACUUUAAGAGGAAGCUUUUCUUCUUUCUGUCUCACAUCAGUCUCACAUCAGGACCCAGCCUGUCAGCUACACAUAUCCUAGAUCUUAUCUUCUGCUCUGAGGUACAGUAUGUCUCGUCUGGAGAAGGCCAUUGUAUCCAUGGUGGAGGUGUUUGAGGAGUAUGCUACAAAGGAUGAUAAGAAUCGCCAGCUUAGCGGUACAGAGCUCGUAGAGCUGAUGAAGACAGAGCUGGCCAGCCCAGAGUUCCAUGGAAAGGUGGAACCAGCAGUGCUCCAGGAGGCGAUGACCAACCUGGAUAAGAACCAUGAUGGGGAGAUCAACUUCAGAGAGUUCUCCAUGUUCUUGGCUACUCUGGCCAGGGGCUACUACAGAGCCAGAAACAAGGGCAAGGGCAACAAGGGCAAGCCUGACAAGCCUGAAUGAGGGGCAAAAAAUAACCUGUUGACAAGUGUGGCCAGUAUCGAGACACAGACACACACUGCUUUUCUAUGAUAAAAGAGAGAAAAUGAUACACUUACUGUAACUUGGAUGGUGCUUUUAAGAUGUCUUCUCUACAUUUCCCCUGUUUUUUAAAUUAAAUCUGACUUGCUUACUA
Molecule: messenger RNA, 600 nt
Organism: Oncorhynchus nerka (sockeye salmon)
Lineage: Eukaryota; Metazoa; Chordata; Actinopteri; Salmoniformes; Salmonidae
Product: protein S100-A5-like
Exons: 3
Coding region: 114-428 (104 amino acids)
Cellular component (GO): cytoplasm
Molecular function (GO): calcium-dependent protein binding; calcium ion binding; transition metal ion binding
Source: RefSeq, a predicted model, not a curated record